CUUCCGGUUUUAAGGAAUUUCCUUUCCUGUCAGCGGCCUUCGGCAAGAUGGCGGUGCAAAUCUCUAAAAAGAGGAAGUUCGUCGCGGACGGAAUCUUCAAAGCCGAGCUAAACGAGUUUCUGACUCGUGAACUUGCCGAGGAUGGGUACUCCGGUGUGGAGGUACGUGUGACCCCGACCAGAACCGAGAUCAUCAUUCUAGCGACCAGGACCCAGAAUGUUCUAGGAGAGAAGGGGCGCCGCAUCCGGGAGCUAACUGCUGUUGUUCAGAAGAGGUUCGGCUUCCCAGAGGGCAGUGUUGAGCUGUAUGCUGAGAAGGUGGCAACCCGUGGUCUGUGUGCCAUUGCUCAGGCUGAAUCUCUGCGUUACAAGCUGCUGGGAGGUCUGGCCGUACGUAGGGCUUGCUAUGGUGUGCUGAGGUUCAUCAUGGAAAGUGGCUCUAAGGGAUGUGAAGUGGUGGUUUCUGGGAAGCUGAGAGGUCAGAGGGCCAAGUCCAUGAAGUUUGUUGACGGCCUGAUGAUCCACAGUGGAGACCCAGUCAACUACUAUGUAGACACCGCUGUACGCCAUGUUCUGCUUAGACAGGGUGUGCUGGGCAUCAAGGUGAAGAUCAUGUUACCGUGGGACCCCAGUGGUAAGAUCGGUCCUAAGAAGCCUCUGCCUGACCAUGUGAGCAUUGUGGAGCCCAAGGACGAGACCAUCCCCUCAACCCCUGUGUCAGAGCAGAAAGGGGCCAAGCCAGAAGCCCCAGCAGCCAUGCCACAGACUCCUGUACCUACUGCACAGUAGUAGACAGAUGUCCAACUUCAUACUCUAAUGGAAGCAGGAACCUGGGAUUUUUCUGUACAAAAAAAAUAAAAUGUAAAAAAUA
This is a messenger RNA of Esox lucius (northern pike), 870 nucleotides long. RefSeq names its product ribosomal protein S3 (gene rps3). Gene Ontology annotation, molecular function: RNA binding; structural constituent of ribosome. Gene Ontology annotation, biological process: positive regulation of apoptotic signaling pathway; translation. The transcript has 7 exons. Gene Ontology annotation, cellular component: cytosolic small ribosomal subunit; nucleus. Lineage: Eukaryota; Metazoa; Chordata; Actinopteri; Esociformes; Esocidae. The record is from RefSeq and is a predicted model, not a curated record. The coding region runs from base 48 to 788 and encodes 246 amino acids.